Molecule: messenger RNA, 1314 nt
Organism: Dracunculus medinensis (Guinea worm)
Lineage: Eukaryota; Metazoa; Nematoda; Chromadorea; Rhabditida; Dracunculidae
Source: the annotation of a GenBank genome assembly
UCGACUGACCUUAAGCCUUUUGAAUGUCACUCCAUCCAGUCCUCUGUUGAUUUUUCGGCGAUGCCAUUCUCCAAAUUGCAAGAUUCUGUCGAAAACGGAAAGGAAGCAUUUGCCUGGAUCAUUGCUCCAUAUGAUAUUGAAAUAUUUUUCAGGAAAGUUUAUGUUACAAAUCGAAAAGAACCCAAUUAUUACGGUGAUUUGUUCAGCUCAGCUAUGUUUGUUGAAAUCCUUCAAAAAAAUUUUGUAGAAUAUGGUACAAAUAUAAAUGUGGCAUUAUAUAAUGGUGAUGAGCGUAAGACCUUAAAUGGCACUGGUCGUGUUUAUCCGGAGCAGAUAAAAAUUCACCUAAAGGAAGGGCGUUCAAUACAAUUAAUCAAUCCUCAAACAUUUUGCGAUAAUGUUUGGUAUCUGUGUGAUACACUACAAGAAUUUUUCGGUUCAUUUGUUGGUGCUAAUACAUAUCUAACUCCAGCAGGAUCGGCUGGUUUUGCACCUCAUUGGGAUGAUAUUGAUGCAUUUUUAAUGCAAAUUGAGGGCAGAAAAAAUUGGAAAGUUUAUGCUCCGCAAAAUGAAUGUGAUGAAUUACCUCGUGAAUCUAGUAAAAAUUUCUCGAACGAUGAUAUGAAAAAUGCAAAACUAAUAUUCGAAGGAUGGCUGGAACAAGGCGAUUUACUUUAUAUUCCAAGAGGAUUUAUUCACCAGGUAUUAUCCAAAACACAUUCAUUGCACUUGACGGUUAGUUUUUGUAGGAAUACGGCUUUUAUUGAUUUGCUAGAAAAACUUUUGCCUGUUACGCUCUCUUCUUUGGCCAAUAAUCUGCGUGGCCUCCGUCAGUCUCUUCCCGUCCAGUAUCUUGAUAUGGAAGGAGUUCUUCGUAAAAAUUACAAGCUGUCAGAUCAGUUUGCUUUAAGAUUUACUGACUUCCUUGAUAGUCAUCUUCAAAACCUCAGGGCAUUUUCUUCUCAGUUUUAUGCAGCUGGUUUAGAUAUGAUGGCUUGUGACUUUAUGAAAAAUGCAUUGCCACCCAUGCUCACGCAAGAGAAAAGAUUAAGUGUUCUUGGCGAUAGUAAUUUUAAUAUCUUUGGCACUUUAAAAAAAUUCAAGAAAACAACGGAAAUUCGAUUAUUACGAAGGCAUACGCAAAGAUUGUUUUUCGAAACUGAGGACGAAUGUUUUAUCGCACACCGAAUUGAAAAUUCCAGAGUGAGUGAAGGUCGCCCAGAAGUGUCUGAUUUACGAUGCUCUCCUGAAGAAACUAACGUUGAACUUGCGGAACUGUUGUACAGUAAUGGUAUUUUGUUAGCUCGUUUUUAA